Messenger RNA from Mizuhopecten yessoensis (Yesso scallop), 4367 nucleotides. RefSeq lists its product as uncharacterized. NCBI's taxonomy places the organism in Eukaryota, Metazoa, Mollusca, Bivalvia, Pectinida, Pectinidae. The transcript has 20 exons. The coding region runs from base 123 to 4082 and encodes 1319 amino acids. The record is from RefSeq and is a predicted model, not a curated record.
UUUGCGCAAAACGUCACGAUUACAAAGAUGGCGGCCAGUCAACAUACUUCAUGACAGGAAACAAAACGUAGCGAACUUUUUGCAUUUAUACUGGGAGGAAAAGUUCUUUUUCGACCAUAAGAAUGGAAUUGAAAAAUGCGGAUUCGUUGAGCGACGCCGACUUUUCGCUUUUGCUGGAGGACAGAACUUUUGUAGACUAUUUCAACGUCUUCAACAGUCUGCCGAUAUUCGGACAACAUGUGUUAUAUAACUACAUAGAGAAGGAGUUUGAGUACGAACCUCCAAUCAGGAAUCGAAAUCGAUUUACCAACAAACGAGAAGUAUUAAAAUGGCUGAUCCAGGAACGUUACCGUCUGUUCGAACAAACCAGUCUGUUUUUGGAAUUCCGCCUCAACACCAAACUCCGAGACAUCGACUUCAAUCCAGAAACAUCCAAACUCAGGGACGCCAUCGGGGAAGAGGUGAUGGCGAGGUACAUUUUCGGGAGGAACGUCGUCGGCAGCUGUAUGGGGAUGCAAAUAUUCCGUGAGUUCUUACGUAACACCAUGGGAGAGAAAAUAUACAAGUGCUGGAUGGACAUUGAGAAGUGGCAACAUAUCCCGGAGAAUGAUGAGCGGAAAGAACACAUGAAACAUUACAUAAAACGGAACUAUAUCGGGGAAGGUGGAACAGACGACCUCAUGUCGCAGGCCAAAUACAUCGUCUACCAGGGCAAAAUCAACUUCACACUGAUGUCAGACAAAGACGUAUUUGAUGACAUCAUUCAUCUUGCACUAGAAGGCGGGAAAGCGUACAACGCAGACACGGAUGUGGCCUUCCAACAGCUACAUAAACUGCUGCUGGCGGCCCUGCGGCGGUACUGGGUACCUCGUUUUCUCAUACAUGUCAUAAAAGUAACUUCUAAGGAUAUACUUGUACUCCUUAAACGGGAAUCUCCGGGAGAUAUCGGACUGUUAACGUUAUCCAGGAGACAGCGUCACCGCAUAACGAUUCGCCAGAUCUAUUCUACAAAUACCAGUUGCGCGUCCACCCCGGCACCUACUCCACAUGAUCGCAGCAACCCCACGACACCUCGACCCAAGUCUAUCGCAGAAUCGGAAACUUUCUUACCAGCCUCCGAAACUUUGGGGUUGAAUGACGGCAAGAUAGGAGAUGAGGCAGAUGCAACAAAAGAGGAAGACAAUGAAAAGAAGGAUUUGAAGGAAAAUGAGGUGUCCGAGGAGGAGGAGGAGGAGGUAGAGGACGAGUUUGAAGAAGAGAGUAACAUACAGCCCGAUGAUUUACUUUCGCUAUGGGGAGGAAAGACAUGUGGCACUGCUGAAAAGUACCCGCCUGAGAAUCAGUCGUCGUCAUCAUCGGUGGUUCAUGAGGAUAAAGGGAGCAACUCCUCAGACACCAACGGUCUCAAAGAAUUGGAGAGUUGGCAGCAGUCGGUCGAGUCCAACUACUCGUUCAGCGGCACAGACAGGAUAGUGAACCACCCGAUAUUCAUCACUUCUUAUCUCAGCGGGCGCAGUCGCAUGCAUACCGGAAGUUCUCCAAAUAUCAGCAACCGGAUGUUAUGCGCUCUUGCGUCUGAUCAUCUCUCCGGUGCUCCCUUCAGGGCGUUUCUGAAGAAAAAGGGACUUGAACUCGAUAUGAGGUACCUGAGUUUUUGGUCCGAUGUUAGGCAUUAUUUGGACACUGAAGACGGGAACACCGACUGUUAUGGGACGCCAUUGAAACAGAGUCUAGCCAAGACCAUCACGGAACGGUAUCUGUCCAGCAGCUCCAGUGACACAGAGAUCUUCUCGGAGGGGCUUAAGAUGACAUUAUUCGCCAGUCUAACACAAAAACACGACGUCUCCCUGCUCUGUUCCGCACAGGACAUUGUGUCGGGGAUGCUGAAGGAACCGUGGGGAAUGUACAUGAAGGAAGAACGGAAAGCUUUCCGGAAGCGGGUGUGCGGGAAGAAGCGUACUCGGCACGUCGUGGAAGUACCCUCCAACAGCAUGGGACCCCCAUGUCAGGAUGGUAACGACCCUAUUUUCUUCUUUAACUCGGCGAAAUCACCGGGCAACGCAGGUUCCCGACCAUAUAGUGGAGAUGCGGAAGACAGCGAUGAUUCACGACCCUCGAGCACCACAACUAACAUGGACCACGUGUGUCUGUCGGAGGAGCAGGUGUGGAAAGCCUUCGAAAUCACAGUUCUCUGUAACGAGUAUGGACGGAGUGGCAUGGUCCCGCAGACAGAGCCCCGAAUUCACGAUCUUGUGGAUGUUCUCUACAGUGACUACGGCAGUCUUAACAUUCGACAGGAGGCCACCGUGAGACAAGAGGCACUCCGGGAGCUAGUGUUUCCGCCAAAGAUCGACAUUGAGAACGUGAGAGUGUCCCGUAAAGUCCUGUUGGACGAUGCCAAGUAUAGCAAGGAAAACGAAGACAAUCCUCGGUACAACCGACUGGUCCUCAGGAGGAACGGCAUCCUCAUAGAAAGGCCUGUACGUCCAAAGACCUUCAUGGAAGUUCUCAACCAUCCUGUUCACUUCGACUUCUUCAAGCGUUACAUGAUGUCCAACAAGAUGGCGCACACUCUUCAGUUCUGGUCUGCCGUCGAGGAACUCAAGGAUACGCAGGGUGCACGUGGGCGCCAAAACAUGGUUUUACAGAUAUUCAAACGCUUCUUCAGCAGAGGUGCCAAACAAGGUUACCUGCUUGACUGCAGCGAUGACAUCAUCAGACAGAUCCCUACAAUGGAAAAGGUACCCGCGAGUGUUAUGAUCUGCGCUCAAUCAUGUGUCUUCCGGUCCAUGGAGCGGAAAUGGUACCCUCGUUACCUGGAGACCUUCCCUACUGACGCUGAGUAUCGGGAGUCUAUGCACGAGAGUUACCCGCCGAAUAGCACAAUGCAACAAUUGAAGGAAUUGGAACAACAAAAGACGGGAAAACCUAGACGCAUGCGUAGGAAGAAGACGAUUAACUUAUGGCAUGGCUUCUCAAACGCCAUAUUAGAUUUCCUGAGAGCUAUGAGGGAUCCAACGGAGGUUCGAUUGUUCGAGAUCUUUUUGAAGUAUGAAACUGAUCGUGACCACGAUGGACCUUCCAACGCUUUUGAGAAGUCCCUCAUGACGUCCAGCACUAUGGAUAUCCAGACCAGGGUCGUAAUGCGGAACCGACUUGUCCUCCUUAAUAAACUUGGUAAUGACCUCCUCUUCUGGAUAGAAGUAGGAAAAUACCGGAAGCAGGUGGAAACACUGAAGACCUUGGAAAAUUUCUCCAAGAGCGAAUCGGACCUUUUGGUUGCCAAGGCUAAGGCCAUUAUAGACAGCUUCAUCGUGUCGGAAAUCUUACCGCGUGUACAGAUAAAUAUUCCAAAUGAGCUUGGUCACAGUAUUGCGCAUAGCCUGAAUUCCUCCGGGCCUGUUCGAGGGCUGUUCCAUGAUGCGACCAUCCUCCUCUUUCCUAUACUGUACUAUUUUUGGAAAAGAUUUCACGAGUCUUGGCUGGCCAAUGCCAACCCGGAGGAUGUGCUGCCGAAGUUGGAGGCACAGAUAAGGCCCAAACGUGUGUUGACACCACACAAAGACAAGGAACUACCAAACCUCUUCAAUAUACGUUACUCUACGGUGGAUGUCACACAACAAAAUGUAUACGGACCCGACGACGAACGCGUCAAAAUCACCUUCUCCAUGGUAAACGGUGUGAAGCUAGUGUAUCCUCUCAUUCGGGGUCAGAAGACGGGCUUAGACAAACACAGUACUACAAACAUGUCGAAACGUGUUGUCAAGCAAAGUCACUUGAGCGUCUCCAACAUGAAGAAGAAUACUGGUGAAAGUAAGACGAAACUGCAAAAACAAAGUCUCGCUGACGCUAGAGAGACUUCCCCGAAGACACAACGAACGGCGUUUAAAAUCCCGGUUAAGAUUCUGACUCCACAGCAGGAAAGGGCCAAGAAAUUAAGUCUUCUCGUGGAAGAACUUAACAAACAUUCAAGCGGCAAAUCGAAGAAGACAGCCAAGCCCCUCAGCUCCUUUACAGCAGUGGUCAGCGCGGCCUUGUCCCUUAGAAACAAAGAAAACCCAUUCGCAGAAAUUGAUGAGUAGCGACGUCAUCAUUUAGAUCAAAGUGGUGCACUCAGUGCAUUGCAGAGUCGAGUCAGAGCCAAGAAGAUGAGUGCUGAGUCCACUAGUGUUUUUGGAUAAGAACAUGUUCGGCGCAUCAUACAAACUUGCCACAUUAUGCACUUGGUGUUGUUUCCGGUGGUAUAUGUUACAUGCGGAACCUGAUAGCAUGCCAAUCACAAUAUAUCUCAGGCCUAAUAUCAACUUUUAAAAAAACGUGGAUAUGCUGUCCUGAAUUACUUUCGUAACAAUAUUAAAAUAUUAUAU